AUGAUAUUAUUAGCUAGUUCGCAUUCCAUAAUAAAGAAAGAAACAGAAACAAAUAAUUUCGACAGAACUUUUCCCUUGAUCAUAAACUGCUUCAAACUAGUUGACUACAUUUUCAAAAUAAGAAAUACUGAGAAAUCGAAGAAACUUAUGACAAACUUCCAACUCUCCCGCCUCCUUGUCAAAGUAUCCUCGAACCCCUUCGGGAAUGGGCAUCUCUUGAAGAUAUUCGUGACACUUAUUCUUACGCUUUCCACCAAUGGAGAAUCGUCCCUGAAAAAAGUGCCCUUCGUUGAAAACAUGGUUUGAGUAGAACUCCGCCUCCGCGUGAAAUUUAGUCAACCAAAGGCGGUACUUCUGCUUUCUGUUAUCAAGCUGUCUGCUUUCCACCAUUGCCACCUCAGUGACCCUUUGACGUACAUCUCCAUCUAUAGUCGCAUCAAGUGGUUUGACUGCUACAGUGAGCGAUCCCUGCGUGCAAGCGGAAGUAGCGUUCCUUGAUUCCUCAAGAAAUGCUUCCCUGCUUUCAUUGGCAGUGUACUGAGUAGCCAUGAAUCGAGAUACAGCAGCGUUUGGUCGUUGAACGAAAGCCGUUGGUCGGUUGUGAUUUGGCAGUACCCUCCUGCCCCCCGUGACUUCCUUACGUCGAUGAGCCAAGUUCUGAAAAAAAAACUUAAUAAGAGCUUCUGCAGCCUAAAUCAACUAAGAACCAUCAUGACAAUUUUCGAAACAAGUUGUUUAACUAACACAUGCCAUCUACAAGAGAGAUGUUGA
Messenger RNA from Haemonchus placei, 771 nucleotides. Lineage: Eukaryota; Metazoa; Nematoda; Chromadorea; Rhabditida; Trichostrongylidae. The record is from the annotation of a GenBank genome assembly.